AUGCGGGUAUCUGCAACAUCAGGCAGGGGACUUUGGGCUAAAAAAUUAAUCAAAGCUGGUUCUAUUAUCAUUUCACUAAGACCGCAUUCAUUUGCACUUGGUAGCCAGUAUCUGGAUUCACAUUGUUCUACUUGUGCUGCCGUGCCAAACUCAGGUUUGUUGAGGUGUACUGGAUGUCGCACAGUUUGGUAUUGUAACGCGACAUGUCAGACAAAUGAUUGGCUACUUCAUCGACUCGAAUGCUCUGCAUUGAGGAACUGGGCCAAGUCAGCACCAUCGAAAAACCUAUCUGUCCCAAGUGAUGCUGUCAGGUGCCUGGGACGAAUUUUGUGGCAGAAAAGGCAGGAAGGGUUUGAUAGUAGUUGGUCGAAGGAAAUCGAUGCAUUGCAGUCUCAUCGACAUUAUUUGCAGCCUCGUGUCGUUGAAAAUAAUACUCACCUUGCCCACUCUUUGGUUCGAUAUCUUGGCUUGUCUUCUCCUAGAGAACUGUCGAAGUUUGGCAUCUUAUCUGCGGGCGACCUUACUGAUUUAAUUUCAAGAUUUGUUACGAAUACCUUCGCGUUAACUUCGCCCUCGUUGACACCAGUGGGGGUAUCAGUCUCGCCGCUUGUUGCGCUUUUCAACCAUUCUUGUGAUCCCGGCGCGGUCAUCGUUUUUCCUCGAUCUUCUCGAAAACCCACGGAGGAACCGCAGAUGCAAGCGAAUUUGACCUCAUAUGUAGACACGACCCUACCUCGUUCUCUAAGGCAGGCUGCAUUGAAGGAGACCUAUGACUUCACGUGCCAGUGUGAGUCCAUAUGCGAGAUAUAUCAAUGCGUGAAAUGCCGUGCAGUUGUGACUGCAACCGAAUCUAUCAUGGACUCGCUACGCGUUGGACAGGAAGCAUUGGAGAAGGCAACUUCAAUUCAAGAUACGGGUCAGUCCUCCAUGUUGAACACGAAAACAUAUCCAUGUGAUUUUGGUAUACGGCUCCAUAAAUCACUCCUCCUUUUUUCGUUUUCAGCAGACAUGCCAAUCCGUACUUCAGCUAAGCAUUAUAUGGGGCUAUCCGCCCUUCUUCGUGACGGUCACCCUGUGCGCGCUGUUGCCCUAGCGGAACUCGGGAAGCUUUUGGCCGUCGACGAACCCCGCCCUGCCACGUCGCCACUCGCAAACGUUUCCUUCCCACCAUCUGGUCCUCCGCGACUCAAAGCUGCAUACAAAACACUGGUACAUGCAAGACACGAAUUGAUGAUCGGCUUUGGCAGGGAUAAUGACGGCGGCGAGCUCGGAAGAAAUAUUCGCGAAACAUUGGUGUCCCUGGAGAAAGAGCUUGGGGUGUGGACUCAAGGCAUACAUAACACUGUUCAAGAUGCGCUAAACUCCUCACGAAAUCUUUAUCUUCCCAAUGCUGGCGUUUGCAAGCAGAACGUUACAGCGUACGGGCAAGUCCUGUUUGCUGCUGUCGUAGACAGGUGA
Molecule: messenger RNA, 1458 nt
Organism: Suillus paluster
Lineage: Eukaryota; Fungi; Basidiomycota; Agaricomycetes; Boletales; Suillaceae
Exons: 13
Coding region: 1-1458 (485 amino acids)
Cellular component (GO): nucleus
Source: RefSeq, a predicted model, not a curated record